Molecule: messenger RNA, 5078 nt
Organism: Drosophila gunungcola (fruit fly)
Lineage: Eukaryota; Metazoa; Arthropoda; Insecta; Diptera; Drosophilidae
Gene: RpI1
Product: DNA-directed RNA polymerase I subunit RPA1
Biological process (GO): DNA-templated transcription
Cellular component (GO): RNA polymerase I complex
Molecular function (GO): DNA-directed RNA polymerase activity; DNA binding
Source: RefSeq, a predicted model, not a curated record
GAUGUGGUUCCACCUCUAAUAGCCACACACGUGCGCGCUUGUUGCGCUUAGAUUUUUAUUUGAUUUGUUACUUAAAGUGUGAAUUUAGUCGGGCAAAAUGGGUUCCAAGCGGGCGAUGGACGUGCACGUGUUCCCCUCGGACCUGGAGUUUGCCGUGUUCACCGACCAGGAGAUCCACAAGCUGAGCGUGGUGAAGGUGAUCACGGGCAUCACGUUCGAUGCACUGGGACACGCGAUGCCCGGUGGUCUGUACGACAUCCGGAUGGGCUCCUACGGCCGGUGCAUGGAUCCCUGCGGCACCUGCCUCAAGAUGCAGGACUGUCCGGGACACAUGGGCCACAUCGAGCUGGGCACGCCCGUCUACAACCCCUUCUUCAUCAAACUGGUGCAGCGGCUGCUGUGCAUCUUUUGCCUGCACUGCUACAAACUGCAGAUGAAGGACCACGAACGUGAAGUCAUCAUGCUACAGUUGCGCCUUAUCGACGCGGGCUACAUUAUCGAGGCCCAGGAGCUGGAGCUCUUCAAGUCGGAGAUUGUGUGCCAGAACUCCGACGAUCUGGUGACCCUCAGGAACGGCGACAUGGUGCAUCCGAACAUCGCCGCCAUGUACAAGCUGCUGGAGAAAAACGAGAAAAACUCGGGGAACACCACCAAGACGAGCUGCUCCCUGCGCACGGCUGUUACCCAAUUGGCUUUGCAGCGAGCGGGCAAGAAGUGCAGGCACUGCAACAAGUCGAUGCGUUUUGUGCGCUACAUGCAUCGCAGGCUGGUUUUCUACGUCACAAUGGCAGACCUUAAGGAGCGCGGUGGUGGUGCCCUUGAAAGCGGUGGUCAAAACAAGGUUAUCUUCGCGGACGAAUGCCGUCGGUAUCUGCGCCAGAUUUACAACAACUACCCAGAGCUCUUGAAGCUUCUAGUGCCUGUUUUGGGGCUGGGCAACACGGAUGCGUUGCAAAGCGAUCGAUCACCAGUGGAUCUGUUCUUCAUGGAAACGAUUCCAGUGACGCCGCCGCGCGCUCGUCCCAUGAACAUGAUCGGAGACAUGCUGAAGGGCAAUCCCCAAACGGACAUCUACAUCCACAUUAUCGAGAACAACCAUGUGUUGAAUGUGGUACUCAAGUACAUGAAGGGCAGCCAGGAGAAGCUCACGGAGGAGGCCAAGGCCGCCUUUGAGAACCUUAAGGGCGGCACAGCCCAUGAGAAGCUGUACAACGCGUGGCUGGCUCUACAGACUUCUGUGGAUGUGCUCCUCGACGUGAACAUGUCCCGGGAGAUGAAGUCUGCCGAAGGUCUGAAGCAAGUUAUUGAAAAGAAGGAUGGCCUCAUCCGAAAGCAUAUGAUGGGCAAGCGUGUGAACUACGCUGCGCGCACUGUCAUCACUCCGGAUCCGAAUAUAAACGUGGAUGAGAUCGGUAUUCCUGAUAUAUUUGCGAGGAAAUUAUCUUAUCCCGUGCCCGUUACCGACUGGAAUGUUACUGAGCUGCGAAAAAUGGUGUGCAACGGGCCGGAUGUGCACCCUGGAGCGAACUACAUCCAGGAUAAGAACGGAUUCACGACCUACAUACCCGCCGACAAUGCGAUUAAGCGGGAGAGUAUGGCCAAGUUGUUGUUGUCGAAUCCUAAAGAUGGCAUUAAGAUUGUCCAUAGGCAUGUGCUCAAUGGGGAUGUCCUGCUGCUCAACCGACAGCCCUCGCUGCACAAGCCCUCCAUUAUGGCCCACAAGGCUCGCAUCCUGCCCGGGGAGAAGACCUUCCGCCUGCACUACUCCAACUGCAAGGCAUACAACGCCGAUUUCGAUGGUGACGAAAUGAACGCCCACUAUCCGCAGAGUGAGGUGGCCAGGGCAGAGGCUUACAACCUCGUGAACGUGGCCAGCAACUAUCUGGUGCCCAAAGACGGCACCCCUCUGGGUGGACUCAUUCAGGACCACGUCAUUUCCGGUGUGAAGCUUUCGAUUCGCGGUCGGUUUUUUAACCGCGAGGAUUACCAGCAACUGGUGUUUCAGGGACUGUCGCACCACAUAAAGGAUGUCAAACUACUCCCACCCGCUAUAUUCAAACCAGCGAGACUUUGGUCCGGAAAGCAGGUCUUGUCCACUAUUAUUAUCAACCUUAUUCCCGAGGGCUAUGAAAGAAUUAAUCUGGAUUCGUUUGCCAAGAUUGGUGGUAAGAACUGGAAUGUGUGCCGUCCACGACCAGCAAUUUGCGGCACAAAUCCGCAGGAAAACGAGCUCAGCGAGAGCCAAGUUCAAAUCAGAAAGGGAGAACUGCUGGUUGGUGUUCUGGACAAGCAGCAGUAUGGAGCGACGACUUUUGGUCUGAUCCAUUGCAUGUACGAGCUGUAUGGCGGGGAAGUUUCCACCCGGCUGCUCACCGCCUUCACCAAAGUGUUCACCUUCUUCCUGCAACUGGAAGGCUUUACUUUGGGCGUCAAGGAUAUUCUAGUGACGGGAGAAGCGGAUCGAAAGCGGAGGAAGAUCAUCGACGAGUGUCGCGAUGUGGGAAACAGCGCAGUGGCUGCAGCUUUGGAGCUAGAGGAUGAGCCACCGCACGACGAGUUGGUCGAGAAAAUGGAGGAGGCCUAUAUGAAGGACACAAAGUUCCGAGUGCUGUUGGAUCGCAAAUACAAAUCACUUUUGGAUGGCUACACAAACGAUAUAAACAAAACUUGCCUGCCCGGUGGUUUGAUUACCAAGUUCCCCUCGAACAAUCUGCAGCUGAUGGUUCUGUCCGGUGCCAAGGGAUCCAUGGUGAACACUAUGCAAAUCUCCUGUCUGCUGGGACAGAUUGAGUUGGAGGGCAAGCGACCGCCCUUGAUGAUAUCCGGCAAAUCGCUGCCCAGUUUCACUUCUUUUGAGACCUCACCCAAGUCGGGAGGCUUUAUCGAUGGUCGCUUCAUGACGGGCAUUCAGCCGCAGGACUUUUUCUUCCAUUGCAUGGCAGGUCGUGAAGGUCUCAUUGAUACUGCUGUAAAAACCUCUCGCUCCGGUUACCUGCAGCGCUGUCUCAUCAAGCAUUUGGAGGGCUUGAGUGUCCAUUAUGAUCUCACAGUUCGCGACAGUGACAACAGCGUGGUGCAGUUCCUCUACGGCGAAGAUGGUCUCGACACUAAGUCCAAGUUCUUCAACGAUAAGUUCUGUGCCGAUUUCCUCACCCAGAAUGCCACGGCCAUUCUGCGGCCCAGUCAACUGCAGUUGAUGAAGGACGAGGAGGAUCUGGCCAAGGUGCAGCGCCACGAGAAACACAUCCGCAGUUGGCAGAAAAAGAAGCCAGCCAAGCUGCGCGCCGCCUUCACUCACUUCUCCGAGGAGCUGCGCGAGGAGGUGGAAGUGAAGCGACCCAAUGAAAUUAACGCCAAGACGGGUCGCCGACGCUUUGACGAGGGCCUGCUCAAGCUGUGGAAGAAGGCGGAUGCCGAGGACAAGGCUUUGUAUCGCAAGAAGUAUGCCCGCUGUCCGGAUCCCUCGGUGGCCGUCUACAAGCAAGAUGUGUACUACGGCAGUGUGUCGGAGAAGACGCGGAAACUGAUCGAUGACUAUGCUCGGAGGAAGCCGGCACAUAAGGAAACCAUAGCCGACAUCAUGCGGGUGAAGACCAUUAAAGCAUUGGCAUCACCUGGCGAACCAGUGGGUCUGAUAGCCGCCCAAUCGAUAGGUGAACCCUCCACUCAGAUGACACUGAACACCUUCCAUUUUGCGGGUCGUGGUGAGAUGAACGUGACGCUGGGUAUUCCCCGACUUCGGGAGAUCCUCAUGCUGGCCUCCUCGAACAUAAAGACGCCCUCGAUGGAUAUUCCCAUAAAGCCUGGUCAGCAGAACCAGGCGGAGAAGCUGCGCAUCAAUUUGAAUGCUGUGACUCUGGCCAACCUUUUGGAGUCUGUGCACAUCAACACCAGUUUAGCUCUGGAACCGGAGCGAUCCUAUGAGUAUGAGAUGCGCUUCCAAUUCUUGCCCAGGGAGGUCUACAAGGAGGAUUAUGGGGUCAGACCCAAGCAUAUCAUCAAGUACAUGCACCAGACCUUCAUUAAGCAACUGAUUCGGUCCAUAUUGAGGUUGUCGAACGGCUUGAAGACAACGAAAAUAGUUGUUAUAGACGACAAAAAGGACGCCGAUAAGGAAGAUGACGACUUGGACAAUGCCGAUGAUGUGGUUGGUCCGAAGGCAAAAGAAAAUGAUGAUGAUUCAUCGGACGACAACGGCGAUGACGAUGCGACUGGUGUGAAACUGAAGCAACGCAAGACCGAUGAGAAGGACUACGAUGACCCAGAUGACGUUGAAGAACUUCACGAUGCCAAUGACGACGACGAAGAGGCGGAGGAUCAGGAUGACGAGGAAAAGGCCCAGAACGGUGACGAGAACGAUGGCGAUGACAAGUCGGUGGAGAGGCUGCUCAGCAACGAAAUGGUCAAGGAUUAUUCCUACGACAAGGAGAACCACUUGUGGUGCAAAGUCCGGCUAAGCUUGAGUGUGCGCUACCAGAAGCCAGAUCUGACCUCCAUCAUCCGCGAGCUGGCGGGCAAGAGUGUGGUGCACCAGGUGCAGCACAUCAAGCGGGCCAUCAUCUACAAGGGCGGCCAGGAUGAGCAGCUGCUGAAAACCGAUGGCAUCAACAUUGGCGAGAUGUUCCAGCACAACAAGAUUCUCGACCUGAAUCGCCUGUACUCCAAUGACAUCCAUGCGAUUGCCAGAACGUACGGCAUCGAGGCAGCCUCCCAAGUGAUUGUCAAGGAGGUGAGCAACGUGUUCAAGGUCUACGGCAUCACGGUGGACCGCCGGCAUCUUUCGCUCAUCGCCGACUACAUGACCUUCGACGGAACCUUCCAGCCGCUGUCGAGAAAGGGCAUGGAGCACUCUUCGUCGCCCCUGCAGCAGAUGUCCUUCGAGUCCAGCCUGCAGUUCCUGAGGAGCGCCACCGGGUUCGGCAGAUCGGAUGAGCUGAACUCCCCGUCGGGUCGGCUAAUGGUUGGCCUUCCAGUGCGAAAUGGCACUGGUGCCUUUGAGUUGCUCACGAAAAUUGGUUAAUAAGCUCUUUUGUUAAGUUGAAAAUUUUUUAAAUAAACAUAGAUUAAUGUUUAAAAAA